This is a messenger RNA of Penaeus monodon (black tiger shrimp), 679 nucleotides long. RefSeq names its product zinc finger RNA-binding protein-like. Gene Ontology annotation, molecular function: zinc ion binding; single-stranded RNA binding; double-stranded RNA binding. Gene Ontology annotation, cellular component: precatalytic spliceosome. NCBI's taxonomy places the organism in Eukaryota, Metazoa, Arthropoda, Malacostraca, Decapoda, Penaeidae. The record is from RefSeq and is a predicted model, not a curated record.
AUGAGGAGCUAAUAGAACGAAGGAUCUUUAAUGGGGCUUUGCACUACCACUGCAGACUGUGCAAUAGUUCUUGUACAGGAGAGGAAAACCUAAACCAACACUUGACAGGGAGGCAACAUCUGAAAGCAAGAAGGAACCGAAACUUUGGAGACCCAGCAGCAGCUUUUCAGACCAACAGUCCUGCAAGCAGGCAAACUGGAGCCCCCUGUACACCAGUACAGACAAAUAUCCAAGACCAGGUAACAUAUGACAGACUAAUGGCAGAGAGAGCAGCUGAUGGCUAUUAUUGCAAUGUUUGCAAUAUCUCAUGCACAGGGAAAGAAAAUUUUGACCAACAUGAAAGAGGAAGGCAACAUCAAAAAACAUUAAAUAAAAGGGUAUUAAUGGGAGGUAGGGUAUCUGCAACACCCACCACAUCCAGAGUAAAUGUCAGUCCAUAUAGGCAGGAUGCCCCUCAAGUCCCUCCGAGUCCCUCUGUCCCAGUUGCUGCUCCUGUGUAUCCGCCACCCACAAGGACCGAGGAGAACAAAUCAAAAGACCUAGUGCAACAGGCAGUGGAGAAUGGAUAUAUGAUUGAGACAGACGUUGGUUACUUCUGCCUGAUGUGUGAGAUAACCUGCACCGGGAUUGUACCUGUGACGGACCACCUCACCGGGGACACACACCAGAGGAAUCUACA